AUGGCGGCGGCGUUCGCGUCGGCGACGUGGGCGACCCCGGGCGUGAGGACCGCGCGCGUCCUCCCCCGCGCGGUCGCCGCGCGCGUCGCGGCGUCCGCGACCGCUCCGGGGCGCCUCCGCGUCCACGGCGGCCUCGCCGCGUCGGCGGCGUCGUUCGCGUCGUCGUCGUCGCCGUUCAUGGCUCGCGGCGCGCGCACGCGCGCGGACGCGUUCGCGAUCGCGGCGAAGCGCAUGGCGAAGCAGACCAAGUCGCCGAACCGCCGCGCGAGAGCCGCGGCGGCGUCGUUCCGGGAGACGGGCCUGGACGACGAGCUCUGCGCCGCGACAGACGCGCUCGGGCUCGAGACGCCGACGGACAUCCAAUCCGUCGCCAUUCCCCGAAUCUUACGCGGCGGCAACUACAUGAUCGCCUCGCACACCGGCUCCGGGAAGACGCUGACGUACUUGCUUCCGAUCAUCCACCGCAUACGCCGAGAAGAGAACGCGACCGUCGGCGGCGGCCGAGCGCGGCCGAAGCGACCGAGGGUGCUCGUCGUCUCCCCGACGCGCGAGCUCGCGGAGCAAGUCGCCGGCGUCGCCAAGAGCCUGUCGCACCACGCGAGGUUCUCCUCCGCGCUCGUGAUUGGCGGAGAUAAGUUCGCGACGCAGCGGACGCAGCUCGACCGGUCGUUGGACGUCGUCGUCGGCACCCCCGGGAGGCUCGUGAAGCACGUCAAGGAGGGGAACAUGUAUUUGGGGCGAGUCACGCACGUGGUGCUCGACGAGGCGGACACGCUCUUCGAAGCCGGGUUCGGGGACGACAUCAGAGUGCUCCUCGGGCCGCUGCAGAAGAAGCCGGAGGGGAAGAGCUGCGUGAUCGUCUCCGCGACGAUGUCGGACAAGGUCGUGAAGACGAUCGAAGAAGACUUGCCCGGGAUUGAGAAGAUCGACACGCCGUCUUUGCACCGCGCGGCGCCAAACUUGAAGCACAAGUUCGUGGACUGCCCGGGGUCGAUCGAUAAGAUGGCGGUCGUGACGCAGCUCAUCGAGGGCGACUUCAGGGCGGGGAAGAAGACGAUGGUGUUCGCGAACACGAUGCCGUCGUGCCAGGCUGUGGAGUACGCGCUCGUGGAGGCGGGGCUCCCCGUGGUGAUGUACAACGGCGACAUGACGUCGGAGAAGAGAGCGGAGAGCAUGGAGGCGUUCGUGAGCGGCGCCGCGGAGGAUAACUCCCUCGUCGUCAUGGUGUGCACGGAUCUCGCCGCGCGCGGGUUAGAUUUCGGCGGGGACUCCAAGUCGAAGGUGGACCACGUCGUGAACUUUGACUUCCCGAUGAACGCGGUCGAUUACUUGCAUCGCAGCGGACGCACCGCGCGCGCGGGCGCGCCGGGGAAAGUGACCAACCUCGUCGCGAAGAAGGACCGCGUGUUGGCCGGCGAGAUCGACGUCGCGGUCAAGCUCGGGAACCCGCUGGACGGCGCGACGAGCAGCAAGAUCCGGCGCGGGCCAUCGGAAGAGGGGGGCGAGGCGAGAGCCGCGGCGGGCGCGGCCGGUCGUCGAGCCGCGGCGGCCGCGGCGGGCGAGGGGGCGGACGCGGCGCGUCCGUGGGUGGGGAACGAGUGA
Molecule: messenger RNA, 1602 nt
Organism: Micromonas pusilla CCMP1545
Lineage: Eukaryota; Viridiplantae; Chlorophyta; Mamiellophyceae; Mamiellales; Mamiellaceae
Exons: 2
Coding region: 1-1602 (533 amino acids)
Molecular function (GO): ATP binding; mRNA binding; RNA helicase activity
Source: RefSeq, a predicted model, not a curated record